GGCUGACUGAACAAGACACUAGUCAUUCCUGAGCAAGACUGUGUGAAACCUACAGAGUUACAUUGACUCACCUGUUCAUAGAAAGACAGUUGUCAUCAUGGGGCAGUGGUCCUUCCUUUCUGAUUUGUUGGACAAGGUGCAGUCACACUCCACUGUUGUGGGGAAGGUCUGGAUGAGUGUUCUCUUCCUCUUCAGGAUCUUCAUCCUAGCUGCUGGUGUAGAUGAAAUAUGGGGAGAUGAACAGGAAAACAUGGACUGUAACACCAAAAGCCCUGGCUGCAGGAACGCCUGCUAUGAUCAAUCCUUCCCCAUGUCUCACACACGCUUCUGGGUCCUCCAAAUCCUCAUGGUGUCCACUCCAACACUCAUGUAUCUGGGCCAUGUCCUGUUAGUGAUUCGCAGAGAAAACAAGCUGAGGAGACGCUUGGAGCAGAAACUGGGUAAAAAUGGGAAGAUUAAAGCUCCAAAGUAUUCAGAUGAACAUGGCAAAGUAGAGCUCAAGGGCAUCCUGCUGGUCAGCUACAUGACGCAGCUGCUAUUCAAGAUCCUGCUGGAAGUGGCAUUCAUUGUAGGCCAGUACUUCCUGUAUGGCUUCAUAAUGAUGCCCAGUAAGAUUUCAUUUCCCGACUACCCCUGUACGGCCCCGGUAGACUGCUUCAUAAGUCGUCCCACAGAAAAAAAUAUCUUCAUUGUCUUUAUGUUGGCGAUGGCCUUCCUCUCUGUGAUGCUCAACAUCAUGGAGAUGUUCCACCUGAUGAUCUCAAAGAUGAAGGAGAAGUGAAAGAGCAGUGGCUCAACAAACCAAACCACAAUUGAACUGAGGGAGUUGAACUUUGCUCAAGGACUGUGAGCAGAGCUGUUCAGCUGAGUCAGUCUGUGAGGUACCUUGCUCUCGCCUCGCUUCAAGGUUGUUACACAUAAAUAUUGAGUUAAGUACUACAUGUUUCUUGUAUACUGUACCAACAGUAAUACAUCAUAUGUUUUAGGAUAGAUUGUAUUAAACCCUAUGUAUCAAAUUCUACAUUCUGUGGUUGAUAUGAACAUGACAUUAUCUGAUUCAAGAAUACUGAAUGUGGAGUUGAAACUUAAGUUAAAAAAAAAAAAGAAAAAAAAAAAGAGUUGUCUGGAUUUUGAAUGUAAAUUGGAUCGAUGUGCAUCUGUUGAGUUAAUGGCUAAGAUGAACCAAAGCACAGAAUUUCUAGGUCAUUUAUUAGGUAAUCUCUGCAUAUUGUGGCUGGAGCUCUGGCUCAGGGUCACUUUGACACACUUCCUCCUUACAUGCAUGUUGGGCGUGCCCCUUAGGAAGCUUAGUUGGAUGAUGACCAUAUGCUGCUUUCUUACAUUCAAAA
This is a messenger RNA of Anarrhichthys ocellatus (wolf-eel), 1349 nucleotides long. Its product is annotated as gap junction Cx32.2 protein-like. Gene Ontology annotation, cellular component: connexin complex. Gene Ontology annotation, molecular function: gap junction channel activity. NCBI's taxonomy places the organism in Eukaryota, Metazoa, Chordata, Actinopteri, Perciformes, Anarhichadidae. The coding region runs from base 98 to 781 and encodes 227 amino acids. The transcript is spliced from 3 exons. The record is from RefSeq and is a predicted model, not a curated record. Gene Ontology annotation, biological process: cell-cell signaling.